This is a messenger RNA of Petromyzon marinus (sea lamprey), 2521 nucleotides long. RefSeq names its product IGF like family receptor 1 (gene IGFLR1). The record is from RefSeq and is a predicted model, not a curated record. Gene Ontology annotation, molecular function: protein binding. Gene Ontology annotation, cellular component: plasma membrane. NCBI's taxonomy places the organism in Eukaryota, Metazoa, Chordata, Hyperoartia, Petromyzontiformes, Petromyzontidae.
GGCCGCCUUUGUCUCCCAAGUGACGAUGUUUACACACCGCACCAGGUACUCAUUUAAGGCCGAGUCGAUCUUGGGGAGGCCCAGGACCGGUUCAGAUAAUCGUCACUCGUGUUAAUCGUUAACGAUAAUCGAGCUCGGGUCUCUGCCGGAUUCGUAGCGCAGCGCACUAACCGCUGCGCCACCGCCUCCCACAAAAACAAGACAUCGCACACACGCAUGAACACUGGACCUCAUUCACCUCCCACGUGGCUCACGUGUUAGGUGAAUGAGGUCCAGUGACUCACUCGGUGAAUACCCUGGCCGUGCUCGCUCGCACGCACGCACGGUCACACCGUCGCUCAGACGCGCAGCAGCAGCGCUGAAGGCAUUCCGGGAAAGGCUCGCGUCCGGGGCGUUUCUCGGUUGGACUAUCUCCACCCUGGGCCGUGACGCCACGGCUCCACCACGGCGUGCAUGUGUAGCAGCCCUUGCGCCAGUCCCCUCCUGGAUGAGCAGCCCCGUGACGCCGCUCCCAAGAGCGGAUCCCCCGCGCUGUGCGCUGGCUCGGCCCCCGGAGUUUCCGUCAUCCUCGUCCCUCCGCGUGAGAGAGGUUCCGAUGCAGGCUCGGCUCUCCGGGGUUCGAGCCGACGGAUAGAUCCCCUCGACGGGGGUCCCUCCUCCCUCCGUCUGGGUCCGCGUGGGGCCCCGCGCCUCUUUGGAGCCAUGGGUCGGCCGCGAUGCCAGGAUCACGAGUUCCCCAGGGGCAGCGUCUGCGUCUCCUGCAGCAGCGCGGUGCCACUCACGCCCGGGUUCGGCUACACGAAACACUGUGGGCACGCCUCUCCCGAGGGGGGGCCCCCUGCGAAGCGUUGCGGCCUGGGGGAGUUCACGGGGGGGCUGGGGCUGUGCGAGCCGUGCUCGCGUUGCGGGGGCCUCGAGCGAGUCGCCGAGGGCUGCACCCCCGCCAAGAACACGCGGUGCUGCCCCGAGGGGAAGGAGGCGCACCUCGGCUCGUGCCGCAGUUUGUGCUGCGACUGCUCCCGGAUCCGGGGGGCCGAGGGGGGCUCGGGGCGGGACCCCGAGUGCGUGGGGAGGGAGCGCUUCCCGUUCCACUGCCACUACAGCAAGGCGGCCACGUGCCGGGUGCUGUCCGACACCCCCAGGCUCCCCAUGACCCCCACGGUCCUCACGCUUGGUCGCAUCACACGGAUAAUCGAGGUCCCCCCUCUUCCUCCAUCUCCACCCAGCCCGGGUCUUCAGGGAGCAGCAGCAGCAGGUGGCUCCGAGGCGAUGCUCCUCUUGGCGAGUCUGGCUCUCUCGUCAAUGCUCCUCAUGCUCCUCGUGCUGCUCGCCACGCGGGGCCCUCGCUGCUGGAGGGGCCGCCCGCCCAACGGGGCCCGUGGGGCCCAGGACACCCGGGGGCAGGGAUCCCUGGAAUCGCAGAGAGGGGACCUGAAACCCCAGGGGGAAGCGUCUGCAGGGGACCAGAACCCCAUGCUGGACACCCAUACCCAGCUCCGAGAAGAGUCUCCUCAGCGGACCCGGGAACAGGAGCUGACAGAGCGAAUACACACCUCCCCGUGGUUCUCACUCCCGCUGGAGCGCCUGCUGGACGCGCUGGACGUGUGCGACCGCCUCUCCCAGCUGCUGGACCCGGAGCAGCUCCCGCUCGCCUCCGCGCGCCACCUCGCGUCGCGCUGCGGCCUCGAGCGCCGCGAGGUCGCCGCCCUUGCGGCGCGCGGCGUCAGCCUCACCCGGGCCGCCCUCGAGGUCACGGCGGCCCGCGACCCCGGGGUCACCGUGGGCAGCCUCCUAGAGUCCCUGCUCCGCAUGGACCGGGCGGACGCCCUGCAGGUCGUGUUGGGCGCCGCGCCACCGCCGCGCCACGGCGCCGGCUUGGGAUUCGGCGCGGAUUUGAGCGCCGCCGCCAACACCGGCAACGGCGGCGGCGGCGGCGGCAGCAGCGGCGACACUGGGACUAGCGGCACCAGCAGCAGCAGCAUGCAAUGCGGGUGUAGCGUCCACGUGAACGGGAGCGCGUACAGCAAUGGCUAUGCACGCGCCAAGGGGAGUGUGACGAGCGGUGCGGCGCACACCGUGAACGGGAGAGCGGCGCUCCCCGACGAGACGACUCGCCCCUCGAAUGGAUGCGCGGCGCACACCUGCGUGUGACCCACCCCACUCACUCACCCCACCCACCCUUGCUGACACACUCGGCGCGUCUCCCCGUAAAUGCCUCUAACACCGCGAGACGUCGUCACGUGUUUGGCUGUGUCGGGUGGUGGAGGGUUCUUAGCGGUACGCACGGCUUUGGCCAGAUCGUUCCGUCCUGGCCACCCUACCCCACCAAAAAACUAUGAAUCGUUAUAAAGUUGUAAAUAUCCUUAAUUUUGAAGGGGGAGGGGGGGGGGGGCUGGGUUAGGUGACUGUCGGUGCGUUAAUGCGGCCCAAACGGAUACGGGUAAACCACCCCCCCCCCCGCCACCCACGAUAUGUUGUGUUCAACAUUAUCUGGACGUUGGUAAUAAAGGUCAGCGACAAG